AUGCUGCACAUACAGUCCUUCCUGCUGUGGCUGCUUCUACUGACGAUGCCCGUCUGCACCCACGCCUGGUCACGGCCCAUGUGGUACCAGGUGGGGCUGGACUUACAGCCCUGGGGGUGCCAGCCAAGCAGACUGGAGGGUUGUAAGAGCAGCCUGGGCUGUCCCGGCUAUUGGAUGGGCCUGGGGACCAACCGCAUCUACCCGGUGGCUGGGGUCACAGUCACCACGACCAUGAUGCUGAUGCUCAGCCGUGCGCUGAUGCAGCGGCGGCGUUCACAGGCCUCUAAGAGCGAGCAUCCGCAGCUGACCUCCCACACCUGCGCAACUUGGAAACAACAGAACCCCAUCUCAGACCGCGCCCUCCUCCUCGGUGUCCUGCAUAUGCUGGAUGCCCUCCUGGUCCAUAUUGAGUGCCACCUGCAGCAUCUAGCCACCCAGAAGCGUACCCAAAUAAAGGGGACUCCCACUCAGACUGGGUGA
This is a messenger RNA of Rangifer tarandus platyrhynchus (Svalbard reindeer), 480 nucleotides long. NCBI's taxonomy places the organism in Eukaryota, Metazoa, Chordata, Mammalia, Artiodactyla, Cervidae. The record is from the annotation of a GenBank genome assembly.